Fonsecaea multimorphosa CBS 102226 is the source of this 1422-nucleotide messenger RNA. RefSeq names its product RuvB-like helicase 2. The record is from RefSeq and is a predicted model, not a curated record. The transcript has 3 exons. The coding region runs from base 1 to 1422 and encodes 473 amino acids. Lineage: Eukaryota; Fungi; Ascomycota; Eurotiomycetes; Chaetothyriales; Herpotrichiellaceae. Gene Ontology annotation, cellular component: R2TP complex; NuA4 histone acetyltransferase complex; Swr1 complex. Gene Ontology annotation, biological process: box C/D snoRNP assembly; chromatin remodeling; regulation of transcription by RNA polymerase II. Gene Ontology annotation, molecular function: ATP binding; DNA helicase activity; ATP hydrolysis activity.
AUGGCGGCGCCCAUAACAACCGUGUCCGAAACCCGCGAGGUUCGUGGCCUCAAUCUUAUUGCUGCCCAUUCUCAUAUCCGGGGCCUCGGUGUCGAUCUCGCGACCUUGGAACCUAGAGCCUCUUCCCAAGGCUUGAUCGGGCAAGAGAAGGCAAGGAAAGCGGCGGCGGUCAUACUCCAGAUGGUGAAAGAUGGCAAGAUCGCUGGAAGAGCAGUAUUGGUCGCUGGCCCCCCUAGCACGGGAAAAACUGCAAUCGCGAUGGCCAUGGCACAAUCCUUAGGGCCUGAUGUCCCCUUUACGAUGCUCGCGUCUUCCGAGAUCUUCUCCCUCGAAAUGUCCAAAACAGAGGCCUUGACCCAAGCAUUCCGCAAGUCCAUUGGAGUGAGGAUAAAGGAGGAAAGCGAGAUCAUUGAAGGCGAGGUCGUUGAAAUACAAAUAGACAGGAGUGUGUCAGGGGGCAACAAACAAGGCAAACUCACGAUCAAAACAACAGACAUGGAAACGGUCUAUGACAUGGGGACGAAAAUGAUUGACGCAAUGACCAAGGAGAGAGUCAUGGCUGGCGAUGUCAUCUCAAUCGAUAAAUCCUCGGGGAAGAUCACGAAGCUAGGGAGGUCAUACACGCGCUCACGGGACUACGAUGCAAUGGGUGCAGACACCAAGUUCGUGCAAUGUCCAGAGGGCGAACUGCAAGUACGGAAAGAGGUCGUCCACACCGUCAGCUUGCAUGAGAUCGAUGUCAUCAACUCGAGAACACAGGGUUUCCUGGCCCUCUUUUCCGGCGACACUGGUGAGAUACGGAGCGAAGUACGUGAUCAGAUCAACACCAAAGUUGGAGAAUGGAAGGAAGAAGGGAAGGCCGAGAUUAUCCCCGGUGUGUUGUUCAUUGACGAAGUGCACAUGCUUGACAUUGAGUGUUAUUCAUACAUCAACCGUGCCUUGGAAGCAGAUUUGGCCCCGAUCGUCAUCAUGGCAAGUAACCGAGGGAACACUCGGAUUCGAGGGACGACAUACAGCUCGCCGCAUGGCCUCCCAUUGGAUUUCCUGGACCGACUCGUCAUAAUCAGUACCCAGCCAUACUCCGCCGACGAAAUCUCUCAGAUCCUCGCCAUUCGUGCCCAGGAAGAAGAAGUUGACCUCUCGGCAGAUGCGCUCGCCCUUCUCACCAAGAUCGGCCAGGAGUCUGGACUGCGAUAUGCGAGCAAUAUUAUCACUACAUCGGCACUCCUAAGUCAGAAGCGGAAGGCGAAGGAGGUCAGCAUUGACGAUGUCCAAAGAAGCUACAGAUUAUUCUACGAUCCGACGAGAUCCAUCAAACUUGUGAAUGAUUUCGAGAAACAUUUCAUCAGCGACGCUGGCAAUGUUACUUUUGCGAUCAAUGGUACCAACGGGACGAACGGUGAUGCAAUGGACACAGCUUGA